Molecule: messenger RNA, 1955 nt
Organism: Carlito syrichta (Philippine tarsier)
Lineage: Eukaryota; Metazoa; Chordata; Mammalia; Primates; Tarsiidae
Gene: NUBP1
Product: nucleotide binding protein 1
Exons: 10
Coding region: 25-1008 (327 amino acids)
Biological process (GO): iron-sulfur cluster assembly
Cellular component (GO): cytosol
Molecular function (GO): ATP binding; 4 iron, 4 sulfur cluster binding; ATP-dependent FeS chaperone activity
Source: RefSeq, a predicted model, not a curated record
AGCGUCGGCGGCAAAGGCGGCGGCAUGGAGGAGGUGCCUCACGACUGUCCCGGGGCCGACAGCGCCCAGGCGGGCCGAGGGGCCUCGUGUCAGGGAUGUCCCAACCAACGGCUGUGUGCUUCUGGAGCUGGCGCCGCUCCGGACCCGGCCAUAGAGGAAAUCAAAGAGAAAAUGAAAACCGUGAAACACAAAAUCUUGGUGUUGUCUGGGAAAGGCGGUGUUGGGAAAAGCACAUUCAGCGCCCACCUCGCCCACGGCCUGGCAGAGGAUGAAAACACACAGAUUGCACUUCUGGACAUCGAUAUAUGUGGGCCAUCGAUUCCCAAGAUCAUGGGACUGGAAGGAGAACAGGUUCACCAGAGUGGCUCAGGCUGGUCUCCAGUGUACGUAGAAGAUAAUCUGGGCGUGAUGUCGGUGGGCUUCCUGCUCAGCAGUCCUGAUGAUGCUGUUAUCUGGAGGGGACCAAAGAAAAACGGCAUGAUCAAGCAGUUCCUCCGUGAUGUGGACUGGGGCGAGGUCGACUACCUCAUUGUGGACACCCCACCCGGGACAUCAGACGAGCACCUCUCGGUCGUCCAGUACCUGGCCACAGCGCACAUCGACGGGGCAGUGAUCAUCACCACGCCUCAGGAGGUGUCGCUCCAGGAUGUCCGGAAAGAAAUCAACUUCUGCCACAAGGUGAAACUGCCCAUCAUCGGGGUAGUAGAGAACAUGAGUGGCUUCAUUUGUCCCAAGUGUAAGGUGAGAAAAGAAUCCCAGAUAUUCCCUCCGACGACUGGGGGUGCAGAGGUCAUGUGCCAGGACCUGAAGGUUCCUCUUCUUGGCAAAGUGCCUCUGGAUCCGCGCAUAGGUAAGAGUUGUGACAAAGGCCAGUCUUUUUUGGUUGAUGCCCCGGAUUCACCAGCCACAUCAGCCUACAGGAGUAUAAUUCAAAGUGAGUAUCUUGGGGUGGAGGGGGUCUCAGUGCACACAUCAGUACAGAUACCCACGGGGCUGGAAGGAGCAUGAAGCAGCCAAGCAGGUGGGUUUUGGGAAGGAGAGUCCUGGACAGAUUCAGAAAUGGCCCUCCACCAGCCUUGGAUGGGAACAGUAGGGUGGUAGGUUCUGCGAUGCCCACAGAGGAGACCCUCAGCCCAGGAAGACAGGAGGCCAUGAGAAAUCUCCUGUGCAUCCAUGUCAAAAACGAAUGUACAUAGUGUACAAAACAUGGGGUGGGGGGUGAUAUUUGUGCCAUAGGAAAUACAUCUUAAUAAAGCCAUAAAAAGUUUGAUUAAAAACAAAAUCAAGCCACGGUGAGGUGAACUAACACAACCCACAUGCAGGCCAGUUCAGCUGACAGGCCUGGAUGAUGGCAGUGGUGUCAGCAGUGACAGCUGCGCUGCUCAGUGUGCAGUUGGGCUUUGCUUGUCUGAACUGAUGGCGUCAAGGGUGAGGAACAGCAUCCCUUCGCCACCUGCUGAUGGGCCUAUGAAACCUCCGCCACUGGUGAUGACUGUGUUGGCAGAUCAGGGCAGCACAGACAGCCUUUUCUGGUGUGAGGCCGUCAGGGGAUUCUGCCUCCACUGCAAUGCUGCCCUCGCUGGCACAGGGCAGGGCUGCUGAAGGGCCACCAGCACUCUGUGGCCUCAUCUUGUUUUCCAGGAAUCCAGGAGUUUUGUAAUCUCCAUCCGUCAAAAGCAGAGCAGCUUAUCAGUUCCUGAAACACGAGAAUGCUGAGAGCCCGUGCGGUUACUGAGCCAAGGUGCCCACCAGACACAGCACAUCCAGCCCACCCAACCAGCUCGGGGACAGGUGGGGUCAUGGACAAAAAGGGACCAUAGAGCUAUGUGGUUUGUAGCCACUUUCUCAGAGAGACUUUAAUCACUGAAUAUUUGUACACUUUUCUUCAGAACACACAUAAAGGGCAUUCUUUCCAAGUAUGCCAUUUAAAAAAUAAAAACCCCUCCUCAAACCUU